UCCCCUCCUCCCUCCUCCCUCGUUCCAAGAUAACUCGGGAGUACCGGGAGAGGGAGGCGUCCUGGCCUCGGGCUCCCUCACACACCCAGAACCCCCAGCCUUGUAGCCGCUGCUGGCCCCCGCGGCACGUCUCUUUCCCUCGAGCUGAGGAAACAUUUCGGCCGUGAAUUGAGUAUCUCGCUCCCUCUCCAACCGCCGAGCUCACUCGCUGCCUCCUCCGGGUUCCGGUGGCAUUGGGGAGCCGGGCAAAGGCUCGGGCGGCAGGGAAGAGGCAGCAUCGGGGUCUCAGAGUGUCUCCCGGCACUGGCGAGGCGAGCGAGGGCGAGGUGGAGCGGAGAGAGAGGGAGAACGCCGGGCCCCCAGGCGUCCCUAGGCCCCUUCCUCAUUUUGCUGCCUUCUAGGGACCGCUCUGAUUUUUGCCAUCCCGAGCCACACUCAGCCCCAGAACAGCCAGGUGUCCCUUAGCCGCCACUCGCCCUCUCCGGCUGGGACAGAGCUCCGGGGGGCACCGGCUCCGCCCGCGGCAGGAGUGGGCGGCCAGCGCAGGCCCGGGAGCAAGAAAAUCUGCUCGGUCCCAGGCAGCCGCCGCUGCCCCUUUGAUGUUUUGGUACACCGUGCGCAUGCGCCUCACAUUAGAAUUACUGCACUGGGCAGACUAAGUUGGAUCUCCUCUCUUCAGUGAAACCCUCAAUCCCAUCAAAAACUAAAGGGAUGUGGAGAGUCCGGAAAAAGGGCUACUUUGGGAUUUGGUCAUUCCCCUUAAUAAUCGCCGCUGUCUGUGCGCAGAGUGUCAAUGACCCUAGUAAUAUGUCGCUGGUUAAAGAGACAGUGGAUAGACUCCUGAAAGGCUAUGACAUUCGUCUGAGACCAGAUUUUGGAGGUCCCCCUGUGGCUGUGGGAAUGAACAUUGACAUCGCCAGCAUUGAUAUGGUUUCCGAAGUUAAUAUGGAUUAUACCUUGACAAUGUAUUUCCAGCAAGCCUGGAGAGAUAAGAGACUGUCCUAUAAUGUAAUACCUUUAAACUUGACUCUGGACAACAGAGUGGCAGACCAGCUCUGGGUACCGGAUACCUACUUCCUAAAUGAUAAGAAGUCAUUUGUACAUGGAGUGACUGUCAAGAACCGCAUGAUCCGCCUGCAUCCAGAUGGGACCGUUCUUUAUGGCCUCAGAAUUACAACCACAGCUGCUUGCAUGAUGGACUUAAGGCGGUACCCACUGGAUGAACAAAACUGCACCUUGGAAAUUGAAAGCUAUGGAUAUACCACAGAUGACAUUGAGUUUUACUGGCGUGGGGAUGAUAACGCAGUAACAGGAGUAACAAAGAUUGAACUUCCACAGUUCUCUAUUGUGGAUUACAAACUUAUCACCAAGAAGGUCGUUUUUUCCACAGGUUCCUAUCCCAGGUUGUCCCUCAGCUUUAAGCUUAAGAGAAACAUUGGUUACUUUAUUCUGCAAACAUACAUGCCUUCCAUCCUGAUCACUAUCCUCUCCUGGGUGUCCUUCUGGAUUAAUUAUGAUGCAUCAGCUGCAAGAGUGGCAUUAGGAAUUACAACUGUCCUUACAAUGACCACGAUCAAUACCCACCUGCGGGAGACGCUCCCUAAAAUCCCUUAUGUGAAGGCCAUUGACAUGUACCUGAUGGGGUGCUUUGUCUUUGUUUUCAUGGCCCUUCUGGAAUAUGCUUUGGUCAACUACAUCUUUUUUGGGAGGGGACCCCAACGCCAAAAGAAAGCAGCUGAGAAAGCUGCCAGUGCCAACAACGAGAAGAUGCGCCUGGAUGUCAACAAGAUUUUUUAUAAAGAUAUUAAACAAAAUGGGACCCAAUAUCGAUCCUUGUGGGACCCAACUGGAAACCUCUCCCCAACUAGACGGACUACCAAUUACGAUUUCUCUCUGUAUACGAUGGACCCACAUGAGAACAUCUUACUGAGCACUCUUGAGAUAAAAAAUGAAAUGGCCACAUCUGAGGCCGUGAUGGGACUUGGAGACCCCAGGAGCACAAUGCUGGCCUAUGAUGCCACCAGCAUCCAGUACCGGAAAGCCGGCUUGCCCAGGCAUAGUUUCGGCCGAAAUGCCCUGGAACGACACGUGGCACAGAAGAAAAGCCGCCUGCGGAGACGUGCCUCCCAACUGAAAAUCACCAUCCCCGACUUGACUGAUGUGAAUGCCAUAGAUCGGUGGUCCCGCAUAUUCUUCCCAGUGGUUUUUUCCUUCUUCAACAUCGUCUAUUGGCUUUAUUAUGUGAACUAAAACAUAGCCUCCCAUGGGAAGCAAGGACUAGAUUCCUCCUCAAACCAGUUGUACAGCCUGACGUAGGACUUGGAAAACACAUCAAUCCAGGACAAAAGUGAUGCUAAAAUACCUUAGUUGCUGGCCUAUCCUGUGGUCCAUUUCAUACCAUUUGGGUUGCUUCUGCUAAGUAAACACUAGGUCCUUGUGGUUUUCCAGUUGAAAUGCAAGUGAUUUGUAUACAUGUUGGCAAGACUGUGUCUGAGUGUUCCACUUUAUCUGCCUAGUGUGCAGGCUAUACAGAGGGCAAUUAUUUAGAAGACAUUCUUAGAGGGCUCAGUAGCAUUGCCAGUCAUUUUUCUGAGAAGUGGUCAUACCCAGAUACUCCCCAUCUUCAUUUCUAACGUUGGCAUGCUGUUGAGAUGGCACUGUGCUUAUGAAACAUUAUUUGCAAUGCCAUGCAAACAUGCUUACUGAAGAUGGUCUAUGCCUGGUCUUAUUAAGGUGAUAAUGGUGUCAUGGGAAGAUAAUUCCCACUGGAUUCCAGAAAGUUCUCAAGUAGUUCAAACAGGAUAGGGAGACUGCAGACAAAGUCUCGGUAACCAAUUUGGCCAGUCUCUGCUUGAGCGUAGGGAGUCAACACUGAUGUCUUCCAUUGUGAUAGUUAGAAAUGGGACUGCUGAACAUUAUCAUGCAUGGUGGCCAAGAAAUGUUUCUAAAAAGCUGUUUCCUCGGUGGUUAAAAUAAGAGUUAAUAAUCCAGAGCAGAGUGAAAACAGAAGUGACUGUUGUAACAAAAUUAAAGCAGAUGAGCAGCAUGACCCUUAUCAGCCCCACGCAGCAUCUGGUUUAUACAUAUUUUGUACACAGCAAAAGGUCCAGUGAGAGAGAUUUUUUUCCCCCAACUUCACAAGCUUUUGAUAGCAGAUCUAAAGAAGUUUUUACAGUUUAUCUAAUCAAAAGACAACCACAAAAUAAAAAAGUUAGCAAAAUUAGAAGUAUCUUAGAUGUAGGUUAGAUUGCGAGUCAUUCAAAUACACUAACAUAGAGCACAGACAAAGCUAGCAAACAGGUUGAUCCUCUCAGACAAUGUCAGCUGUCUCUAUAACAUUUCCCUGUAAGUUUAUUUCUGAAUUUAAUAGGGUAUUUCAAAAGAAGGAUUUGUUCGUUUCUUUAAAGGAUUAAUGGUCCUUUCCAGCUUUUCUUGUUUCUGAAAUCCUGAUUAUAUUCUUAGGAGACAGUCAAAGUAAGGCUUUGAAGAGAUUGAUUGAACUACAUUUCCUUAUGUGCAGUGAAAUUCACCUUUGUAUUUUUCAUAGCAAACAAUACUUAAAGGAUUAUGUGCACAAGUAGAGUUAGUUUGUGGGUUUGUUGGAUUUGACUUUUUAAGGAUGCUUACAUAGUGUAUGUUGCAACUGACCUAAUGAGAGAAAAUAUGAAAAGUAGUGUAGCAUAGGAUAAAAACAAAGCCACAUUAACAUGAUGAAUGUUAUGAGCCUCAGUUGAUAUUAUAGAAAAAUAUGUAACUGAUAGGCAGGCAUGAUGUAUUGUUUUUAUCCAAUUUUUGAAUUAUGUCAGUGUGAUGCUUUCUAUACUAAUUGGACAUAUGCAUUCAUAUGUAAGACAGUAAAGAGAAUAAGCUAAUAUAUUUUAUUUCUAUCAAUGUGAGGUUCAUACUUUGUUUUCUUGGAGAAAAUAGUGAAUCGCUAAUUUCUCCUUAAAGUUUGAUUUGAUUGAAUUUUUUCUUGGAGGAUGACUUUGCUAUUUCUAUUUUAAAAACAAAAAACACUUAUUUUUCAAAGUAACAUCCCUAAUUGUGCAUAGUAGCCAAGGCCAGUAUUUGCCUGUGGAUUAAAUGUAUGGUUUUUUUCCCCCCUAAUAAUUCAGCAGCUUGGAAUAUGAUGGAGUUCUGAUGCCCUCCUAUUCCAAUUUUCAGAGAUAGGGGGUAAAAAAGGGUUUAGCAUUCAGCUUUCUAAAUUUUCUCCAAGAUGGGAGGUAUUUUUUUUUUCCUUCACCAGCAAAGGGAACUCUGGCCUUUAUUUUUUGAUUAUACACUUGAACACCUCUGAGUAUGGUCUUUGGGCAGAAUCCAACUAAGUUUCUGUUCAUAGGCUCAGAGUAGAAAUUCCUCAAGCUUCUCCAGGGAUACGAUUUCUCCUAGGCAAUCAUUUUGGGGCAUCACUCUAAUAAAGGUGCCUGUCCCUUGUUGCCAGGGGUUAAAGUUUGAGUAACAUAUAUCAGGAAGGAGCAUAUCGAUAACUCAGGUGCACAACUCCAAAUUCCAUUCUGGAAAGGUUUUUCUAGAGACAACUCAGAGCCCAAGUCUAGAAAUGGGCUCUUAUCUGCAAUUAUCAUAAAAGCCAUAAAAAUCCUUGAUAUUGUCAUUUAUGGUUACAACAAAAUUUCAAUGUCCAGGGAAGUCACCACAGUAAUCUAGAUCAAAGUGAGACAAGAAACUUUGCAACAUGAGCCUCAAAAGCAUGUGACCAGGGAUUCAUUUCUGCUCACAGUGACAAAACAAAACAAAACAGAAAAAGGAGAAACAUGGGAGCUUGACACAGAUGCUCUAGAGCAAAAUUCAUAUAUUGGCAUUCAAUAACCACAUAGGUAGAAACGACUGAUUCAUCCUGCCCAGAGAUAUCAGUAGAUGUAGAAUUUAAUUUUAACUCUAUUUUUAUUGUAGUUGAAUUGGAUUGUAGUCACCAAAUUGAGGGCGGGUUGGGGAGGGGUGCUAGAUCUUAUAAAUCUUUGAAGACCAGUCAGCUUGAUAUCCAGUGGUUAAAUUUAAGGACCACAAAAAUGUGUUUUGGCAAUUCUGAUAUGGUAUUACUAUCACUUUAUACAUAUAUAUAUAGUUUUCUUUUGAUUAUGAAACAGCCAGAUAGCCAGCAAUUAAGGUGUUUUUCAUCUUUGUGAAAUUCAUAGGCAAAUUCUGACUCUAAAAUGCACAGUCUAAAUGAAACCUUUGAUCUCAAUCUGUAUAUAUAUAUUGUACAUGACUGCUAGUAGGUAUGAAAUGCAUUUUCAGAAUUGAAAACUCAUG
This is a messenger RNA of Mustela erminea (ermine), 5271 nucleotides long. RefSeq names its product gamma-aminobutyric acid type A receptor subunit beta2 (gene GABRB2). Lineage: Eukaryota; Metazoa; Chordata; Mammalia; Carnivora; Mustelidae. The coding region runs from base 712 to 2250 and encodes 512 amino acids. The record is from RefSeq and is a predicted model, not a curated record. Gene Ontology annotation, molecular function: neurotransmitter receptor activity; GABA-A receptor activity; extracellular ligand-gated monoatomic ion channel activity. Gene Ontology annotation, biological process: regulation of membrane potential; nervous system process; signal transduction. The transcript is spliced from 11 exons. Gene Ontology annotation, cellular component: synapse; neuron projection; membrane.